Messenger RNA from Aspergillus pseudonomiae, 1232 nucleotides. RefSeq lists its product as uncharacterized. Gene Ontology annotation, molecular function: hydrolase activity. The transcript is spliced from 3 exons. The record is from RefSeq and is a predicted model, not a curated record. Bases 178 to 1125 code for a protein of 315 amino acids. NCBI's taxonomy places the organism in Eukaryota, Fungi, Ascomycota, Eurotiomycetes, Eurotiales, Aspergillaceae.
GAGUCGGCCGGAGUAGCCCGCGAGCCUGGACAUGAGGACAGCUCCAGACCCAGGAAGUCAUGAGCCACCAGCUGAGUCUGGAUACGCCCGAGUAAAUAACUUAAGCUCAUUGCUAGACGAUGCGGCCGGCAGUGGGAUGCUCACCGGAGUGAACGCAAAUACCGCUAUUUCUUCGCGAUGACCAUAUCAAGCCAGGAUAAUGCUAUCACUCAGCUGUUCCCGCAUGGAUGCUGGGAUGCUCAUCACCACAUCUUCGAUCCCGUACAAUUUGCUUACGCCGCCGAUCGCCACUUGACGCCUCCACCUGCAACCAUCGAACAAUUCAUCAAUUUCAAGAAGAGUUUGGGUAUUACCAAUUCGGUGUUAACACAUGGCCUAUCGUACGGAGCCAACGUAGAAUCCUUGAAAAGCUUCGUCAAGCUGCUAGGGCAAUCCUCCACGAAGGGGAUUGGAGUCAUUGACCCUGAGACGGUUACACGGGAAGAACUGCAAGAGAUGCAUAAUGCCGGCAUCCGAGGCAUCCGAGUCAACGUCUAUAAGUACAAGGCUAUGCACGAUGCUGAGCUUCAGAAGGUUGCACUUCGGGAACACGCCCGCAUGAUUGGGAAGCACUGUCCCGGUUGGACCAUGGCGUUCACACAAACCCAUCCGGAGUUCUGGAAGGAGUUAAGACCAGUGAUUGAACAGGAGAUCACUCCUGCUGGAAUUCGCCUGAUUACAGAUCACUUUACGUUACUAAAAGGUCCAAGUAUGCUUCCACCCGAAUGCGAGGGAGAUGUGACCCGCCAAGUGGGAUUUGAAGACAUCAUGGACCUGGUUCGCAAGGGGCAUUUGUAUGUCAAACUCAGUGCGCCGUACCGCGUGAGCAAUGAAGCACCUUUCUAUGACGACCUUAAACCAUUGGUCCGAGCUUAUAUCGAUGCGAAUCCGAAACGAGUCCUCUGGGGGAGUGACUGGCCUCACACGCCACGUAUGAAGGUCCGGACGUAUGACGAGGCGAUGAAAGAGACCCCUUUCCUGGAGGUGGACGACCACGCAUGGCUGAAAAGUCUACGGUCGUGGUUGUCAGAGGAUGAAUGGCAUACUCUUAUGGUAGAGACACCAAAGGCGCUUUAUGAUUGGUAGACGAGGCCCAAAGUAUGGAUUGGAGCUUUGAUUUCAAUUUUAAUUCUGAUCUUUUGCAUCCUCAUUUCCCCCUCUCAAUGUGGAGAAUCGUAGAUGCUACUCGUAGC